AUGGCGCUAGCUCAGACACGUCAGGGCGCCGUAGGGCUGCCUUCGGCAGAUACGGUGAACUCAGGUUUUCGGGGGGAUCGAUGCCAGGUAGAUGGCGCAUGGAAAGAAACGGACCCUCGAGCGGGAUUAGGAUGGUACAAUUACAAUAUGGAGACAGGGGAAGUAUUCUUGGGAACAUGUAAUCUGUGGAGGGGAGUUUCUUCUCUCCAAACAGAGGUGGAGGCCCUGUUAUGGGCAAUGCAAUGUAUGUUACGUCACAACAAGCUUGUAAUGGUAUUUGAAACAGAUUGCUCCGACGUGGUACAGAUGGUGCUAAACCAGAGGAGUGGCCAGUUUUUGCGGUACUAUUGGAAGAAAUAG
Microthlaspi erraticum is the source of this 360-nucleotide messenger RNA. NCBI's taxonomy places the organism in Eukaryota, Viridiplantae, Streptophyta, Magnoliopsida, Brassicales, Brassicaceae. The record is from the annotation of a GenBank genome assembly.